CUUAGCGAAGUAAGAUACGAUGGUGUAUCGUAAGUUGUGAAUCUGCUUCGAGCAUGAGAGUAUAUCGUCAGUAAUAAUUGAGUCCUGCAAGUUCAAGUAGUGAAUUCCCAUGUGAUCAUGUACCGUAAUUCAAAAGUUGGUGAAAUUUUGAAAUAAAUUGUUUUUUUUUUUCAAAAGUGAUUUAAUGGAAAAAUCCAAGGAAAAUAAAGGACGCAAAAAAUUACUUCGAUCGAAUCACGAUACGCUUUGUGAUCAUUUUCGCUGUAACGUAUCAUAAAAGUGGAAGGAACGUGCGUGAUAAUAUAUAUAAAUAAUAUAUAGCGAUCCAGAAGAAUGAAAUGUUCGCGGUCAAACAAUUUAAUGCCAAAACAAGGUCACAUUUGUUUGCUGUUUUUUUCUUUGCAUCUCUCCAAUGUUCAUACUCAAAGCCUGCCAGUGAUUCGAACUUAAUUUACAAUUUGACCGCGUCAGUUAUCGAAGAUACAACUUACAUCGAAAACUCCGAUGACCACGGUCCUCUCAAGCUCAACAUCACCUGGGACACUUUCGUAAAUGAUCGUAAGCCUUCCUCUUACAGUAUUCUGAUAACGUCGUUGAACAAACACGACGACGCGAGCUUGUGUCCCGAGGAAACGCUUUUUUACACAACAAGAGACGCAGACCGAUGUCAAGUUAUAUUGCCGGAAAAUCAAUUUUUCUCCGACGCUCCGGAACUCAGUGUACGACCGUCUUGCACUUAUGGAAUUCAAGUUUUCGCCAAUCCGCGAAACAACCCCAAAACCAAAGUGCCAGAGGUAAUAUUGAAAAUUCCUAAAUGUGUUGGGGGCUGGUGUGGCUGUGAAAAAGCCCAAGAAUACUUGCCCGUACCGGAAGUAGAAAUUUCAGUUCAAUCCUCAGAAUACAUUGGUAUUAAAUGGACGGUAGAGUCACCAGAUCCUCGAGUGCAUUCAUACGUCGUGAGCUUCGGACUGCCAUUUUUGAUAUCGAACAAUCGUCUCCCGGUUUACAACAUCUCGAAGAUCGCUGCUGUGCCUCCGACCGUAUUUUCGUACACUUGGCCUUUGAAUAGCACCGAUUUCGAUGUUACGAAAGGAGGCAGCAAGUUUUACGUUGCUGCCGAAGACAUGGUCGGAUGUUUAGGAAAGCCUGGGGCAACUUUGGUGGAAAUUCCCGUUGAAGCGUUGGCUUCGGUGCAACGAAAUAGCCACUUCCAGUGGCUCGUAUGGCUCUCCUUCAUCGCCAUGUCCUCAGUCAUAGUGGGAUUCGCAGUCACAUUUAUUUACAACCGAAGCCGAAAGAAGUACCAAUUUUUAUGGGCUGAUCGAGGAGCGUCACGAUUUCACGAUCUCGUUGGCCUCUCGAGACUCAGAUCGCAGUGGGCAGAUUCAACGCUGCGAGAACGCAACGUUCUUUACAUCGAGCAAGAAAUCCAGAACGCUAUAAAUCGAGGUCAAGCAGACGAGUUCGAGGUCUCGUACAAAAGAUUGAAGUUCAUACGUGAAUUGGGCAAAGGCCAGUUCGGCAAGGUUUACCUCGGGACUCUCGAAGGAUUUCGUCCGUCAUUGGUCGCGAUCAAAAUAUCCAACUGUUCCGAUCCGAAAGCAGAGCCUGAAGCGCGACGACAAUUACUCGCUGAAAUAGAAACGAUGAAAAGUGGAGGAAAUCAUUCGCAUCUAGUGCAAUUGAUAGGAACUUGCACGUUACCGGAGAAUCCGAUAUGCGUGAUAUUGGAGUACGUCGAAGGCGGUGAUCUGCUGAGGCAUCUUCAUCGUCUUCGUGACGGUUUAAUGGGAUACGAUCAAAUUUGCAAUCGCAGUGUCGCGUCGUCGGGAAGACAACGACCCAGUUUUUCUGAGACCGUGUACACGACGCUGGAUAAUGAAUCGCCGACGAGCAAAACGUCUCCGGAAUUCCGGAGGGAGCAACGAUCCAUGAAUGGUGUCAAAGAAAAGGAAGAAACUUGUGCAAAUAUCAGCGAAGACAAAUUCAACGAUUCUUUGGAUGGAUGUAACGGUAUGGACGGAUAUCGAUUCGCCUCUUUCGCGUUAGACAUCGCACGUGGAAUGGAACAUCUCGAAGCUAAGGGAAUCAUUCACAGGGAUCUUGCUGCUCGGAAUAUUUUGCUCACUUCAGACAUGACCCUUAAGAUAUCAGACUUCGGCCUUUCGCGAAACGACGGUGUUUACGUAAUUGGGAAGGGCGAAGGGGGAGUGCGAAGACUCCCGGUACGUUGGAUGGCGCCGGAGGCGCUUCGCGAUCGUGAGUUCACGUCGAGAAGCGACGUUUGGUCGUUCGCCGUAGUCUUGUGGGAGAUCGGUACGUUAGGAGCUUUCCCAUAUUCCGAGAUCCAGGACGAUCAGUUAUUGCGUCACGUACUCCGGGACGAAGGUCGUUUGGAAAGGCCGGCAAGCGUGUCAGCUGAAUUUUACGAUUUGAUGCGUUCCUGCUGGUCAUCCAGUCCGAAAAAUCGACCGAGUUUCGCCCAAAUCGUCCAACGGCUGCUGCACCUCGAUGAGCCAUCGAACUACUUUACGGCGACAAAUCCCUGUUAUUCCUUGCUGCCGACUGUAACGCCGAUGGAUUCAAUAAAUCGAUGAAAUACGUUUUUUU
This is a messenger RNA of Venturia canescens, 2610 nucleotides long. Its product is annotated as tyrosine-protein kinase receptor torso-like. Lineage: Eukaryota; Metazoa; Arthropoda; Insecta; Hymenoptera; Ichneumonidae. Bases 339 to 2597 code for a protein of 752 amino acids. The transcript is spliced from 9 exons. The record is from RefSeq and is a predicted model, not a curated record. Gene Ontology annotation, molecular function: ATP binding; transmembrane receptor protein tyrosine kinase activity. Gene Ontology annotation, cellular component: plasma membrane; signaling receptor complex. Gene Ontology annotation, biological process: multicellular organism development; protein phosphorylation; cell surface receptor protein tyrosine kinase signaling pathway.